This is a messenger RNA of Spodoptera littoralis (African cotton leafworm), 876 nucleotides long. Lineage: Eukaryota; Metazoa; Arthropoda; Insecta; Lepidoptera; Noctuidae. The record is from the annotation of a GenBank genome assembly.
AUGUUACUUAAUGAAUCGCCAUAUGACAUAGAAUUUUUCUACAACUUUUACGUGAAAUUCCUUGCGGAAUUAUUGUUGUAUUUUAGGAAUUUCGCUCUUUAUAUAAGCUUAUGGCUGUUGGGCUAUGUGUUAGUGUGUUGUGUGGUGUAUCGACGGUAUGCAAGGCGGCUACCGACGAGGACUCGUGGAGCUUUAGGCGCGAAGAGAGUGUUGGUAGUGGUGGCUCACCCGGAUGACGAGUGCAUGUUUUUCGGGCCUACGAUCUUCAGAUUGUGCGAGCAAGGUGCUGACGUGCAUGUGCUGUGCUUAUCUAAUGGUAACUUUGAGGGCAAAGGCCGUUUAAGACAGAAAGAGCUAUGGGAUGCGUGCAAUGAGCUGGGUGUUCCAGAUGAGAACAUAUGUUUAAUUAACGAUGAUAGACUGCAGGACAAUCCGAAGAUCAACUGGCCAGUACCAGUGUUGGCUAAGCUAAUCCAUCACCAUUUAGAAUCAAUAGACAUAGAUACGCUUGUUACAUUUGACCGAGGAGGUGUCUCUGCACACGCCAACCACUCCGCUGUGUUCUAUGCUGUUGCUUAUAUGUUUGUUGAGAAGUUAAUACCACAAAGAUGUACUGUGUACACAUUGGAUUCAGUGAAUUUGUUCAGGAAAUACAUUGGAUUUCUUGACUUACCACUUAGUUUCUUACUGUCUUCUAAAAGAUACUUCCUACGCUGGACGGAAAGUCGUCGCAUAGUCCGAGCGAUGAAAAAGCAUCGUUCACAAAUGGUAUGGUUCCGGUAUCUCUACGUGUUUUUCUCAAGAUACAUGAUCAUAAACACGUUACGGAGAAUCAGUCUCGCUGACAUAGAGCUUGAAUUGGAAGUCGAUGAUUAA